Molecule: messenger RNA, 1257 nt
Organism: Dentiscutata heterogama
Lineage: Eukaryota; Fungi; Glomeromycota; Glomeromycetes; Diversisporales; Gigasporaceae
Source: the annotation of a GenBank genome assembly
UUUUAACUCUUAGUCCUCGAAAUUCCGAACCUGCUUUAAUUCAUUUAUUUCAAGAAGCUAAAUCACAUAUUCUCAUCUAUGAUUCUCAACUUUCAAAAAUCUCUAAAAGUGUUCAAAGUGAAUUAGGUUCUCAACAUUCGCAAGCGCUUAAAAUUUUUCCAAUUCCUAACAAUUUAAAGAAUGAAAACAUUGAUAAUUCAGCUCCUGUUAUAAAACUAGAUGAUGAUCCUUACGAAAAAGUUAUCGCCAUUUUUCAUAGUUCCGGUUCAACCUCAUUUCCUAAAUUAGUUCCUCUUACUAAUCGUUAUUUUUUGGUUUUGGAGCAACAAAAUAAAGCUGAUGAUAUUGUCUUAGCAACCCCUCCAUUAUUUCAUAUUUUUGGAAUGGUUGUUUCAAUAAAUACUAUUUUCUAUCCUGGUUCUGUAUAUGUAUUUCCAAUCGUCUCAGGAUCGGUUCCUUUAAUAAACGAAAUUUUACAUAGUUUAAAUCAAUCUAAGUCUAAUGUUUUUUAUACUUUACCCGCUACUAUUGAGCAAAUUUAUAAAAAUCAUCCUGAAGAAAUUAAAACUUUAUUAAAAUUAAGCUCUAUCAAAUAUGCUGGUGCUGCAUUAUCAUCUCAAAUAGGUGAAAAGCUUAUUCAAUCCGGCGUUAAUGUCCAAUCCAUUUAUGGUUCAACUGAAACAGGUGUUAUUAUGGAUACUUCUAAAAAUUCUUCUUCACCUAAUAUCCCAUGGAAUGCAAUGAACUUAGUAAUACCAGAAAGUUAUAUAGAAUGGAUAGAAAGGAAUGAUUUUCUUGAUGGAGCGAAAGAAUUAAUUAUAAAAAAAGGAACUCCAAAUCUUUCAAACAUUAAGGGAAAUACUGAGAAUGGUAGCUAUAGAACAGGUGAUCUCUUCCUUGAAACUUCAAAAGGUUCCGGCUUUUAUCUUUUACUUGGUCGAGCAGAUGAUACAAUUGUUCAUAGUACUGGAGAAAAGUCAAAUCCAAUACCGAUCGAAGAUACAAUUCGUCUUAAUCAAUUUGUUAAACAAGUAGUCGUCAUUGGAUUUAAUAGACCACUCAAUUGUCUUUUUAUAGAACUUGAUUAUGAAAAUAUCAAAUUGACUCCUUUCUUAGAUGUCACUAAAAGUAUCUUUGAUUCAGUACAUCAAGCUAAUAAUGACUGUCCAUCACAUUCACGAAUCUUUGAUGAAAUGGUUUAUAUCUUACCUCUUGAAGGAAAAAAAAUAGCUCGUACCCUUAAAAAUAAUGUUCAAC